This is a messenger RNA of Dothidotthia symphoricarpi CBS 119687, 9164 nucleotides long. RefSeq lists its product as uncharacterized. Gene Ontology annotation, biological process: DNA repair. The record is from RefSeq and is a predicted model, not a curated record. The transcript is spliced from 8 exons. The coding region runs from base 157 to 9060 and encodes 2967 amino acids. Lineage: Eukaryota; Fungi; Ascomycota; Dothideomycetes; Pleosporales; Dothidotthiaceae. Gene Ontology annotation, molecular function: protein binding; protein serine/threonine kinase activity.
CCACAUCUACGUCGAGAGACAGAUACGGCAAUCCCACUGCCGUCGCCCUGCUGCUGCGAACAUGCGAAAUUGAUCACGUCUCUCGCUAAUUGCUCUGGAAAUGCCCAUCUUGCCUCACUCGUGCUUCGAGACAGGAAGCACUUUGGCGCGGCCACCAUGGGGGCCACCAACAUACAAGACGCAAAGAUUCUCAUACAAUCAUCGCGUGUGCCCGACCGUACGACUGGUCUGAAGGACCUCAUCCACAUUCUGAAGCACAACCGCGGGAAACCCAGCCUUGAAGCCCUGGGCAACAAGUCCUAUCUGGCACUAUGCGACGCCCUCUUCCAAUGCUUGCGAGACGAGCGAUCCUCGUUCCUCCGCAGCAAAGCCAAGUCUGCCAAAACCAAAACCGCUGCGCUCCUGACUCUCUCAGCCUCAGCAUUGCGCCAUGUCGUUGCUACUGGCGUGCGAACAAUCAAAGGCUCUACAGUUGAGAUCAUCAUAGACACCAUCAUCGAAGUCCUUCCGGGGAGGGACGGGACGCUGAUCACACCACUUCUCGAAGACCUCCCCAAAGCUCUGCGGUCCUUGCUCGAGCACCAGCCGCAUGUCGAGCGUCUCUCCAAGGACUGCUGGGAUGCCACAGUCGACUUCUGCGUGGAAUCUCUGUCAGGAUUCUUUGUCGAGCCAGAACCAGAGCCGCCAAACAGCUGGGGUACUAACGUCUCUAGUCGAGGCCGCACCCCGUUCGAAUCUACCGAUGUGACGUCCUUUAGAGCCAGCCCUCGUGAGCCUGUGACAAGGGCCAAACCACACCCUGACGAAUUCUCUCAUUCAACAGAGGAUUUCAUACAUUGUCUGCAUUCACUCGUCAAGGCUUCAAACGCCCCAGUACUAGACAGAGCCGAAGUUGUCCUGACCGCAUUACUGCAGUUCUUGCAGCGCAGAACCGGACGCGGAAGUAUUGCUGCCGCUGCUCUUGCUGCGAUCAAUUCGAUACUUGCUCGAGUCACACUACAAUCACUCGAGCUGACCAAGCGUUAUGUACGGGAGCUUCUUCCUCUGAUGAAACCGAUGUGGUCUGAAAUUCAGCUCCGCGAUGAGAUAGUGAUUGCCUUGAUAUAUACAGAAGCGCAUAUCUCAAGCCUUCUCCUUGAUACUGAGGAAGUAACGGUGAGGUUUGCCCUUGAAGCGCUGAUUGAGACUAUCUAUGGAGACUACCGACGUAGGCAGGACACCACUGCGCACCAGUAUCUCGAAGAGGAUCAUCUCUGCUUCCGACACUUUGACAAGACUGACAAAGACAUCCAUCCAUUGCAUACCGCUGCAUUUUCCAUGGAAGCAGAACACUCUCGCUAUGAAGGGCUUUGGGCAACUGUAUCUACAAUCGCACACUUUUCUUUCAAGCUUGACGAGAAAAAGCGUAUGGUCAACCAUGAUCGUGAAGACGGCGAGGAAAGCCUUACGAAGCGCUCGCGCGUCACUUUGCUUUUCCAUGAAUAUCUCCGCCACGUUCUCGAACCCCGAUCUAACGCCAAACGAGCAGCUUUGCAAGUCGUUGCUUUCAUGGUUCAAGAGGGAUCUUUCGACGAAGAGGACCUGCAGACAAUGCUAGAGAAACUCACGUCCUGCAUCUCUGACGAGAAUCCGGUGCAUUCGAUUUGGGCAAUGAUUGGUCUGGCUGCGGCUGCCUUUCAGAAAUCUGCAAAACAUGUAUCUCUUUUACCCUAUUGGAUCUCUGCAUGGCAAAGCGCUUCUCGUGCUAUCACGUCAAUGUCAAAUUCUCGCGCUGCAUGUCACUUGAUGGACGUCCUCUUGAAGCUCGGUAUUGUACCAUUCUCCGCGGUUUCGGAAAUUGUUCAAUCGAUGCUAGCAUCUAUCGAGUUGAGUGGUCCCGCCUUGCUAACAGAGACAAGCUCGUCCUUGUUGACGACUAUCAUCCAAGAGCGAAUCAAAGAGAACCCAACACACUUUAAUAUAACUGCCGAGAGGGUUUCAAACUGGCUACUCAGCAAGUGGACUCCAAGUCUAUGGUCAGAGCGAACCUACUCCGCGAUGAAUGCACACCACUGCAAUGCCCGUGAUGUGAUACGCGUAUUGUAUGCUUGUUUAGACUGCCCUCUCACGCUUACGAAAGCGGCACCUUUUCUUGUGCUGGGACCUGUCGCGCAAGCUCGUGCCUACACGAUUGUUUACAAGGAUCUUGCUAAUUAUCUUCUACUUCUCGAUCACAACGAAGAUCAUCUUGCGCGAGUGAGUACACCGGCAGUAUCAUCACGCAAAAAAACAUCCGAACAUCAUUCGACACAAGUAGAGAACAGAUUCCUUGACUUCUGUGCAUCCGAGGUCGACAAGACUAGGCUUUCUUGGACAGAAACCACCCAAGCAAACUUCCAAGCUAUUACAUCAGAUAUGUUGCGCAUCGUUACGAAUUUGUGUAUUGCUGUGCCCGCAGUCACUAUAGUUUGCGAUCCUGAGGACCGCCGUGUGUCUGCUCUUGAUUCGUCUAUUGAUCUUCUCUGUCACUCAUUCGUUGAUGUCCUGGCAAAGUCUCAAAUGGAAGAGUACAAGAUCGAUGCGGUCCUUGAGACUUGCACAAGAAACCUUCCUGAUAUCAGUUGCGUACAGGGGUUGACAUCAGAUGUUUUCAAGCAAGCAGGCGUCUUCACACUCUCUCGACAUCUUUCCAAAGCUCUAGGCAAUCGGAAAGAAAUCAAACAGUCGUUCCAGGCAGAAGAUGACGACUUCAUGGAUGUUGACGAGGGAACGGAGUCUCAAAUGACAAACAAUGCGAAUGGCGCCGAUGUUGACGUUCCACGACACGACCUACAGGCAGAAUCCGAUGGUCCUGCAGUUCGCGCAUCGUGCUCGGCAUACUUAUGCAUGAUUUCUUCACUGGCUAAUCAUACUGGAGUAGAGGAAGACCAGGUAAUCCCGUCGAAAUUCAUCGACUAUCUGACUUCGCUCCACGAAAGUGACCUUCUCCGCGCGCGUCAAUUCUUGCGUGCGCUCUGGAGUCGUAAGUUCAAAAUGUCGCAAGACGACUGCCUCGAUCUUCUAGAGCGACUCAGUGAAGCACUCGUCGACCCACGUGCGCGGGAAUACAACACGUCAGAGGUUGCGAACGGCAUGCUUGUCGAAGUCUUGAUAGGUACUGCUCUUGUCUGGGGGUCUGAUGGGACAGAUCGAGAGGCUCAAGACCUCUACGAUAAUGUCGAGGCCUUGUACGCCUACUACAUCACAGAAAUGGAGGAAGGUGGCGUCAGGAGAUCUUCCAAUCUCCAGAAGAUUAUUGCCGUCUUCCUCCAUGGGCUCCUCAAAAACCACUCUGACUUCGGCCAGAGUCGUAAGGUGCCAUCCGUUCGGACAAGUCUUUUCGAGCUACUGUCACAAGGCGAGAUGGUUUUGAAAUACCACAUCGCCGAAUGCUUGCCAAAAAUGUUUGAGGACUUUGUUCUUUCUGAACAUGACAAGAUCUUACAGGAUGUUGAUCGAAGUCUGCCUGGCGACGACGAAGGUAUUGAAGGUAUUGCCGUCCGAUUACUCGUUCUAUCCAAGCUGGCAUCCCAGUGGCAUACACUGUUGCGGUCAAGUGUUUAUCGAAUCUUUGCAACAGCAGGCUUCGUCAAAGGAGCGACUCGACAUGCGAGACGAUGCAUUGCCAAUGUUGCGCAGUGUAGAGGUCUCGGAAGCCCACAGAGCUUGUUCCGUUUAUUUGCACCUCAAAUUCUGUUCACAUGGCUAGAUCGAGGACGGGAAUUUGCAGACAUACCGUACCUGAUUUUCGGUUACGGAACGCUCGUAGUUCUGCUCCGCGACAUUGAAGCUGAGGCAGUGGGUCAAAGUAUCAUGUUCGGGCGCAAAGCCGAAGUGAACUAUCUAGCAAAACAUCUCAGGAUGUCAAUAUCAGAGCUGUUGGCGAAAAACAUCGGUAAAGCUGCUGCCUAUACGAUAUCUCAGGAUACGUGUGCAGGCUCCGCUAGGACGAAAGGAGAACCAAGUACUUGCAAUCUACUCAAAGAUCUUGUUGGGAAUGACAAGUAUUUUGUUCUAAUACAAAACAAUUUUCCACAAGUGCUUGGCCAUAUACUCCAAACCAUCGACCAGGAAGAGCGAUUCGGUGAAAGUCUAAAGAAAAAGCCGCUCUUUAGCGCCACAGCUACUAUCCUGACCGAGAUGACCAGUAUCAGCCAUUCAACUCAAGACCUCAACAUCGGUAUCGAACCUUCUUUCUCUGCACACUACCUCGUUGAUCAACUAGAACGGCUGUGUCGACGUACCGGUGACAAUGCCAUCAAAUUCUGGACGCCGAGUACAUACACCUUCGUCCUGCGUACACUUCUCGAUCGAGUCCACCCAGCUCUUGGGUCGCUCUAUGCUCGAUCUAUCAUACGCAAGAUUCGCAUCGUCGUCGCUCUAGCCGGACCUGUAGCAUAUGAGGGCUACCCCUUACAGAUGACGCUCCAGUCCUUGUGUCCUUUUCUUACAGACAUCCAAUGUGCAGAGGACACUGUCGGCAUCAUGCAAUAUCUGUUUGACCAUGGCGCCAAAUACCUCCAGGAACACAUCAGCUUUGUCACAGGUAUAGGUCUAUCCAUACUCAUCUCCGUUCGAGUAUUUCUAGGCACUGUCCAGGAAAGCACCACGCAACAGUCCCAGCACGUGGCGACUAUGAGUACAGCCAAACGGUUUCACGUUUGGUUCACGGAAUUCCUCAAAACCCAAGCCGACUCAUAUUCCACGACUGAGAAAUCCUCAUCCGUCAAAGCGUUCAAACUAAUCACCACUGCCGCUUCUAAAGUUCAGGCGGAAGGGAAUUCCGUUCGUGGUAGUGAUGAAAGUAAGUUGCUGAUGGAAAUCUUGGACGACGUCAAGUCAGGUCGCAAAUUGUUAAACAAGACAUCACGGGAGGUCGCCCUGAAUCUUCUCUGUCAAAACUUCCAGCUGGCCCCAACGGCACGAGAAGAUGUUUUGGGUGUCGACGACGACGCUGCCGAAUAUGCGCCUCUUGUUUGGGAAUCGUGUCGGAGAAGCAAUGUCGGCGACGGCUACCUGCUAUGGACAGCGAGGGUCUUGGGUCGCGCCUUUGGUUCUCAUGGCGAAGUGAAGCGGAGCUCCUCUCUAGUCCGGCCUUGGUUGUGCUCGAACUCGACUUCGAAAGAUUCUCUUGGGAAAUCCUCCAGGGAGGCGAUCGUAAGGGAAGUUAUCGACCUCUUCUACAGCGACAACCGUAGUGAAGUGAGUCUUGCUGAAGACGCUGUUCGACAACUCAUCUCUCGCCUUACAAGUGGCGACGUCAAAUAUGUUGCAGAGAUGCGUAAGGCGAUUCCCGAAGCCGUCGGAAAGGCUCUCGCGGUGCAUAUCGCCGGAGAGUCCACGUUCGAAUCGCCCCAGGCUAGCGAAGGACUUGAGCAAGCGGCGGCGCCUACGGAUCUCAAAUCUGUCUCUGUUUGGAUAAAAGAUCUCGCAGUCGCCUUAUGUGGAGUGGCCGCGGACGACCCCAUUCUUGGCGCUCUUUCUGGUCUCCUCAUGGGCAUCGAUCAUAUGGCUAAGAAACUUCUUCCCUACAUUCUGCAUCUUGUUCUUUUGGACGAGCACGAUCGAGACGGCAAAGUCCGGAAGUCAAUCUCAGAAGCAACUACGUCGUGGUUCCGCCGCUGCGAGUCUUCAAACGCGCCAUACGUUCGCAUCCUCGUCCAAUGUGUGCUCUACCUUCGAAGCCAGCCGGUUCCAAAGGAAGUGACAAGAGUCGACCGAGACCGCUGGCUGGAGAUCGACUAUCUUGAAGCAGCACAAGCCGCUACCGUUUGUGGCAUGUACAGGACAGCUUUACUUUUCGCGGAAACGUCUUCAGGCCAGCCUAUUGUCAAGAGCAGCUCCAGGAGAUCGUCUGUUCUGGUCGACGCACCCAAGAUGCCGACCAAGCUUCAACUCUCUAUCUACAAGAAUCUGGAAGAACCUGACUCCUUUUAUGGUAUUGACCGGGGGUCGAGCCUACUGUCUGUUCUGGACCGGCUUGACUAUGAAGGAGAUGGUGUGAAGAGUCUGUUGUUUCGCGGUGCACGCCUUGACAGUCAGAUACGCCGGCAGAACGUUUUCGAGGCACCGGAUGCUCGGGGUACCGUUAAAUCACUCAUCAUGCUCAACAUGAACAGCGUCACACAUUCGCUGCUCUCGAAUGAUAAGUUCCGAGAUUUGGGAGAAGACGUCGUGGAGAGCACGCUUCAUACAGCACGGAAACUAGGCCAAUGGGACAUCAAAGCCCCAGAGACGAAUCACACCGAACCCAGCACGCUCUUCAAGGCAUUCCAAGGCCUCCAUAUUGCGAAAAGCUCCGCAGACGCCAAAGCCAAUUUGGAUCGUCAGCUAUUGGCGACAAUGAACUAUCUCUCUGGGCGAAGCAGCUCAUCUGUGCCAACAAACGUGCGUCUGCGGACGCUGGCUGCUUUGACGGAAGCAGAUGAGAUCAUUCGAGCAGAUCGCCAGGAACGCUUGCUCGAUGUAUGGGACUGCAUGAAAGGACGGGAUAGAUGGAUGUGGGCUGGCGAAUUCGGCGAUGUACGCCAGCUCCUGUCCUGUCGCGAAACACUGUUCAACGUACUCGGCACGAACCCCUCCCUCAUGGACUCACUACGCGUCAAGUCUGCGGUUGUUCGAAACAUGGAGGUCGAGGCUCUUGUGUCUUCUUCAACAAUCUGCAGACGCCAUGGCGCUAUCCAGGAAUCACUGGCAAGCGUUACGUACCUUUCUGAUAUUGUGCCAGCGUGCAAAGAGGUGGGACUCGAUAUCGAAGCAUCGGCCCAACACGAGGUAGCAAGUGUGCUUUGGGAGCAAGGCGAGACCGAGAUCUCGAUCAAGAUGCGACAGCACCUGAUUGAUUACGCCCACUUUGACUCACAGAGCGCAGACUUGAGCCUGCCGGUGCUGCUCGCCAAAUUAGGUCACCACUAUGCGGAGGCUCGCCUUGCAAAGCCUGAUGUUAUCAUGCAGCAGUACCUUGAGCCGGCAAUCCGAGAACUCAAAGGCGUAAAGCAGGGUGUAGGACCGGGUCAGGUAUUCCACGAGUUUGCUCUUUUCUGCGACAAGCAACUUCAGAGCCCCGAAGCCGCGGAAGAUAUGGAACGCAUCAAGACUGUCAUGGACCGGAAGUUUCAAGAAUACCACGACUUUAUGAAGCUAGCCAAAACGGACAAGAGCAAAGGUAUGCGCGAUACCUAUUCUCGAAACGCGAGACGAGCAAAAACUUGGUACGACUUGGACAACGUUGAGUACGAGAGGUUGCGCAAGGGCCGUGAGCAGUUCCUGAGGCAGUGUCUGGAGAAUUAUCUGCUGUCACUAUAUGCGAGCGACGAGUACAACAAUGACGCUUUGCGGGUGUUUUCGCUCUGGCUCGAGUACUCCGACACGGAUCUGGCGAACGAGGCUGUCAGACCUUACAUCAACAGCGUCCCAAGUGGUAAAUUUGCUCUACUUAUGAACCAGUUGUCCUCGCGAUUACAAGCCGAAGACAACGAGUUCCAGAAGCUCUUGAUGGACCUCGUGUUCCGGAUAUGUGUGGACCAUCCAUAUCACGGAAUGCACCAGAUCUUUGCCAUCCAGAUGAAAGUCGGGGCUAUCACGAGGGAGGAUGUUGUACGGGCAAAGGACGAGUCGGCAAGGUCUCGCCAGAAAGCCGCAACAAGUCUUGCAAACGUGCUUGGCAAGAACGAGAAAGCGAGGUCGUAUUGGAGCUCGAUCUUCCAGUCAAAUGAGAUCUACCAUCACUUGGCUAUGUUCAAGGGUGAGAAGGAGAGCACGCAGCAGGGACGCGAGUUACCGCUCGAUCGGUACAAGGAGUCGAAAGAACUGGUUCGCAAAGUACCCCAGCUCAAUGUCCCGCCGGCGACGCUGCAGAUUGAAGUCAGGCCGAGUAUGAAGUAUGAGGAUCUGCCGAGGAUUCAUAAGUUCAAGCCAACGAUGAGUAUUGCAAACGGACUGAGCGCGCCAAAGGUCAUUACGGCGAUUGGCACGGAUGGACGACCGUACAAGCAACUGUUCAAAUCCGGCAACGACGACCUCCGUCAAGACGCCAUCAUGGAGCAGGUGUUCGACCAAGUCUCGCGCCUCCUAAAAAACCACACAGCAACCCGCAUCCGCAACCUCGGGAUCCGCACCUACAAAGUGCUCCCCCUAUCCACACGCUCGGGGCUGAUGGAAUUUGUGCAAAACACAAUCCCACUACACCUCUGGGUGAUGCCCGCACACGAGAAAUACUACCCCAACGACUACAAAGCCGAGCGCUGCCGCAAGGAGAUCGGCGCCUGCCAGCAAGACUCGCUCAGCACGCGCGUCAAAGUCUGGCAGAAAAUGGCCGACAACUUCCACCCCGUAAUGCGCUACUUCCUACUCGAGCGCUUCCAGGACCCGGAUGAAUGGUUCGAGCGCCGCCUCGCCUACACGCGCUCCACAGCCGCUAUCUCCGUGCUGGGCCACGUCCUCGGCCUCGGCGACCGCCACUGCCAUAACAUCCUGCUCGACGAGAAGUCCGGCGAGAUCGUGCAUAUUGAUCUAGGCGUUAGCUUUGAGGCCGGCCGCGUGCUGCCUGUGCCGGAGGUCGUGCCCUUCCGUCUCACGCGCGACCUUGUUGAUGGCAUGGGGUAUACGAAGACGGAGGGCGUGUUUCGUCGCUGCAUGGAAUUCACUAUGGAUACUCUGCGUGAGGAACGCGAGUCCAUCAUGACGCUGCUCAAUGUCCUGCGCUACGAUCCGCUUGUUAACUGGAGCGUUACGCCUACCAAGGCGAAGCGCAUGCAGGAUGCGCAGGAGACGGGGACGGGGACGGCGAGGGCGCAGACGGUGGGGCCGGGGGGCACGCCUGUUCCGUCUGGGCAGGUGGGUGAUGAGGUCGUCUUACACGAGAGCAUCAAGAAACGCGAGCGUGAGGAACAGGCUGGUGAGGCUGGGAGGGCGCUCAGCGUCGUGGAGAAGAAACUUAGUAAGACGUUGAGCACGAAGGCGACGGUUAAUGAGCUCAUUCAGCAGGCUACUGAUGAGCGGAAUUUGGCGGUGCUGUAUAUGGGGUGGGCGAGUUAUGCGUAGGUUUUUUUCUUGGGAUUGGGGUUGUUUUGUUAUUGGCGUUGUCAGUUUGUUACAAAGUGGAGUUGGUGAAUUGAGCAAGGCGUUUAUUUAUGCAUGGAUGGGUG